Messenger RNA from Quercus lobata, 1827 nucleotides. RefSeq names its product beta-glucosidase 18-like. NCBI's taxonomy places the organism in Eukaryota, Viridiplantae, Streptophyta, Magnoliopsida, Fagales, Fagaceae. The transcript has 12 exons. Gene Ontology annotation, biological process: carbohydrate metabolic process. Gene Ontology annotation, molecular function: beta-glucosidase activity. The coding region runs from base 4 to 1641 and encodes 545 amino acids. The record is from RefSeq and is a predicted model, not a curated record.
GACAUGGUUACAGUUGAAACCAAAAUGACAAUCACAACGUCCCAGCUCUUUUUCUUGGUCUUCACAGCUAUACUUUUCUCUUCUGCUCAUUUUUCUGCUCAAAGUUCCAAUGAAGACGAAGAAGAUGUAAAAAAAUCCCACUUCCCAGAUGGUUUCCUCUUUGGAACAAGCACUUCAUCAUAUCAGGUUGAAGGUGCAUAUCUUGAAGAUGGUAAGGGUGCUAGCAACUGGGAUGUAUUUUGUCAUGUUCCAGGAAAUAUAAUGAAUAAUGAAAACGGGGAUGUUGCUGAUGAUCAUUACCAUCGCUACCUGGAAGACCUUAAGAUAGUGCAGUCUUUGGGGGUAAAUGCAUAUCGGUUCUCGAUUUCUUGGGCAAGAAUCCUACCUAGAGGAAGGUUUGGUGAAAUUAACCCAAGAGGAAUCAAAUUUUAUAACGAAAUCAUAGACAAUCUAUUGCUCAGAGGAAUUCAACCAUAUGUGACCAUCCACCACCAUGACAUUCCGCAAGAACUCGAGGUUAGAUAUGGGGGAUGGCUCAACCCUCUGAUACAAAAAGAUUUUGUGUAUUUUGCCAAAAUUUGUUUUGAGAAGUUUGGAGAUAGAGUAAAGUACUGGGCCACAAUCAAUGAGCCGGGCCUCUUCGUCAAUAGGGCCUAUAUAUGGGGAACAUACCCACUGGGUCACUGUUCAAAGCCUUUUGGAAAUUGUUCUUCUGGCAAUUCUGACAUAGAGCCUCUUAUCGCCAUGCACAACAUGUUGCUAUCACAUUCCAUGGCUGUUCAUUUAUAUCGUAAGCAAUAUCAGAUGAAACAUGGUGGGUUUAUUGGGAUCGUUGUAAAUGCAUUAAUGUAUGAACCCCUUACGGAUGAAGAAUUGGAUCGGCAAGCUGUUAAUAGAGCAUUGGCAUUCGAUUUGUAUUGGAUACUAGAUCCCCUAGUGUUUGGUGAUUACCCUCCUGAAAUGCGCCAUAUACUUGGAAGUGAAUUGCCAAGGUUCUCCCCUACAGAAAGAAAACUUAUAAAAGGCAGUCUCGACUUCAUUGGCAUCAAUCACUAUUCAACUCUAUAUGCAAAAGACUGCACCCAUUCUGCUUGCACUGAUGGCGAAGAUCGCCCAAUCCAAGGCUUUGUAAACACCACAGGAUAUCGAGAUGGCGUUGCAGUUGGAGGACUGACUGGAAUGCCAAGGUUUUUUGUCGUUCCAGAAGGCAUGGAGAAGAUCAUUGACCACGUUAAGAAAAGAUACAAUAACAAGCCCAUGUUUGUGACUGAAAAUGGGUUUACGCCACCAGAGAAACAGAGUGAACAGGUGCAGGACUUACUAGAAGAUAUAGACCGAAUCAAGUUUCAUAAGGCCUACCUUGCUGCUUUGGCCCGAGCAAUAAGGAGUGGGGCGGAUGUGCGAGGAUAUUUCAUAUGGUCCUUGAUGGACAACUUUGAAUGGGUACAUGGUUACAAAAAAAGGUUUGGACUUUACUACGUUGAUCGCCAAACGUUGAAUCGCACUCCGAAACUUUCUGCUAGAUGGUUUACAAGUUUCCUUACUAACAAUAGUCACAGCAAUAAAGAUGAAUUCUGGGGCGACUCGUUCAGAAACAAAGACAUGCUUAAAAGAUCAGGGGAUAAGAAAGCAGAUAUAUAAUUCUAUCAUAAAAUCAUUCUGAUUUGCUUUUUAUUAUUGUUCUAUUAUUCGAUCUUGUGGUGCACAGCCAUUGUUUAUUUGAUUAGAUGAUAACGAAUAAGCAGUAAGCUUCACUAAAGACAAAAUGUUAGAAGAUGCAGUAAGCAUGACUUUAAAGAUAAAGGAUAGUGCAAAAUGUUGUGGCAA